This is a messenger RNA of Hymenoscyphus albidus, 2027 nucleotides long. NCBI's taxonomy places the organism in Eukaryota, Fungi, Ascomycota, Leotiomycetes, Helotiales, Helotiaceae. The record is from the annotation of a GenBank genome assembly.
GGUAAAUCCCUGUCAUGUAAGGUACAAAAGCACAUUACCCGGUCCAAACUUUACAUCCUCCCCAUGUCUAUCUCCCAGAAGUCAGUUUCGCCAUUCCCCGCACUUCCUUGUCAAAAACCAGUUCAGUAUCGUAAUUUCAAAGAAUCGUUCUUUAUAUCUGCUUUCAUCCGCACUUACAAGUACGAUAUCUCAGCCAAGCUUAAUUCGAUGGCUUCGUUACACCAAUUUUCAUAUUCCUUAUGAAUCCUUAUGAGAGUUUCGCUAACGUAUCUUCAUCAUGAACCGCCUCAAAAUUCCUAACAUCUUCUUCUUAAGCAUCAUCAUUUUGCUUAAAAUUGCUUCAUCUUCAUCACAAUUGACAACUGCGAGUUUGGACUACGGCACAUUUGCUGGAGCGUAUAAUGAAGAAUACAAUAUAACAAUCUACCGCCGAAUACCCUUUGCCGCACCGCCUAUAGGCGAGAAUCGAUUCCGAGCUCCCCAGCCUCCAGCUACAUUAACAGAUGUAAUCUAUGACUCGAAUCGAAGUUUUGAUCCUUGUGCUGCCUCUGUAAGUCUUUUGCCCAUUGUCAGAGGGAGUUAAAACCUUGCUUCACUUCAAACAAACUUAUCCAAAAAGCACCUGAGAGUAUCACUAAGACACACAACAGAGACCAGAAAUCGUAGGCUCAGAAGACUGCCUCUACCUCUCCCUCUACUCCAGACCAUGGACACAAGACCUCCCCCUCCGGCCCGUAGUAAUCUUCUUCUUCGGCGGCGGCUUCAUCCGAGGCGGUGGCUCACAAGCCAUUCCACCAUCCGGAUAUCCCAUUCUCAACACCUCAUCACGCAACGAUUUCGUGAUGGUCUAUCCAAAUUACCGCACCAAUGCAUUUGGGUUCCUCCCCGGCUCCGAAAUCGCAAACGAUGAGACUUCGGACUUGAAUCCGGGACUGUUGGAUCAGAAUGCGGUUUUGAAAUGGGUGCAGAAGUAUGUAAAGGAGUUUGGAGGGGAUCCGGAGGAUGUUACGAUCUUUGGGCAAUCGGCUGGUGGGGGUUCGGUGGUUGCGCAGGUGCUUUCUACGGCUUCGACGAAUGGUAGUUUGGGCGAGACGAAAUUGUUUAAUCGUGCGUUGGCGAGUUCUCCGUUCUGGCCGAAAACUUACAGGUAUGACGAUCCGGAAUCGGAGGCUCUUUAUGAUAAACUUGUAAGUAUGACAGGGUGUUCGGGGGAUGAAAGUCUUAAGUGUCUAAAGACGAUUGAUUUUGGAAUUAUCUCGGAUGCGGCGGCUAGUAUCGCAGCGGAAGCUAAGUACAGUGCGAAUUAUUUCGCUUGGGCACCUGUCAUUGAUGGGGAGUUUUUGAAGAUCCCUUUAAGUGAGGCCGUGCGGAAUGGGGGAAUGGAUUUCGAGUCUGGUUGGGGAAUGUACAAUACCCUCGAAGGUGCACAUCCACGCUUUAUACUUUGUAGUGCCCAACGUUUAACAGAGGGUUUAGGAGAAUCAUUCAUUCCCCCAUUCAACACCACAACAACCCUCUCAUCCUGGCUGACCUCCUACCUCCCCACCCUCUCACCCACCACCCAUCACCACCUCCUCACACUCUACCCCGCAAACGGCACAACCGAAACCGUCCCCUCAUACACCACCCUCACCACCCGCGCAGGCCUCGUACUCCGAGACUCAACCCUAACCUGCCCCGCCUACUGGCUCGCUCUUUCCUCCAAAACCUCAAGUUACGUCGGCGAAUACACGAUAGCCCCCGCGAAACACGCAAGCGACACCAUGUAUUGGAAUUCCGUCAAUGCUGUGCAAGCUUCUAACUCGCUGAUUUAUAGAGGGUUUACGGGCGCGUUUGCGAGUUACUUCCAGACUGGGGAUCCGAAUGGGAAUAAGCUUACGAAUGAUAGCCAGACAGGAGUGGCGGAAGCGAAGAGCACUGGGGAGGAGUUUGUGGUGGCAGAAAAUGGAUUUGGGGGUGUGGAGAUGAGGCAGUUGAGGAAACGGUGUGCGUUUUGGUUGGAUGUUUCGAAUGAGGUUCGUAUCUGA